This is a messenger RNA of Oncorhynchus masou masou (cherry salmon), 3013 nucleotides long. RefSeq names its product tumor necrosis factor receptor superfamily member 1A-like. Gene Ontology annotation, biological process: inflammatory response; signal transduction. Gene Ontology annotation, cellular component: signaling receptor complex; membrane raft. The record is from RefSeq and is a predicted model, not a curated record. The transcript is spliced from 10 exons. Bases 330 to 1523 code for a protein of 397 amino acids. NCBI's taxonomy places the organism in Eukaryota, Metazoa, Chordata, Actinopteri, Salmoniformes, Salmonidae. Gene Ontology annotation, molecular function: tumor necrosis factor receptor activity; tumor necrosis factor binding.
ACAACCGGGCAUGAUUGGGAGUCCCAUAGUGCCGCACACAAUUGGCCCAGCAACGGUGUAGGCCGUCAUUGUAAAUAAUAAUUUGUUCUUAACUGCCUUGCCAAGAUAACGAACGGUUAAAUUCUUAAAAAGUUAAUUAGUUAAAUUCUUUUCCGAGACUAGGCUAUGCAUUUUAAACCAUACAAGUUCAUAUCUAUAUAGCCUUGACAUGGUAGUAAAAAGUUAUUUUUGAACUUAAUACUGAUUCAUAUUGACAACAUUUUCUUUGCACUAGAAGAAAGGUGUUGUUCUUUUAAAGAUGGUUUUAGUGAGAAGAGUGGUGUGAAAGAAUGGACGUCUUGAGAGGGAAAUGGAAGGAAAAAUGCAUUCUGAACGUUUGCGCUCUGCUCAUAUUGUGCUGGUCAGUAGACCCCUCCCUCUCGGCACCACCACCUCCUGAUAGGACCCCGGAGUUUCAAUGCCCUGAGGGGAGUCAUUACCACACUGCUAACGGGACAUGCUGUCGAAAGUGCCAUGAAGGGUUUAAGUUGAAGGAGGACUGCACUAAAGAGGGUGAGAGCCAAUGUGAACCCUGUAAAGAGGGCAGGACAUACCUAGAGAGGAGUAACUACGCCAAGAACUGCCUCCGUUGUACAAGCUGUGAUGUAGACAAUGAGGAAGAGGUGUCGCCAUGCAAGAAGAGUAAGAACACAGUGUGUCGCUGCAUUGAAGGCUUCUACAAAAAGAGAAUAAACUCAGUAACACGGGAGUGCCUCCGUUGCAAGACAUGUGGACCUGGUGAGAGAGAAACGCAACCAUGUACUCCAGAGAGCGAUAGAGUGUGUGAAUGUAAGGAUUUCCGAAACAAGAAAAACAACAGGAACUGUCUUCCAUGCCAAAAUUGUAGAUCAGCUGACUGUCAGCAGGAGUGUGCUUCAGGCACAGAUCCCACUCCCAAACCUAAAGACACUGGAUGGGGUGUUUGGUCUCCCUACCUGUUGGCUGCGUUCGGCUGUGUUUGUGUGGUGCUGCUGGUGGUGAUGGGGAUCAUGGGCGUACUAGUGGUCCGACGGAAACCGAAGGGGUCUAACACCUUUCUCUCUGCUGAGAUCACCUCUCAGGUCUCUGAGACGUCUACUCGGAGGCUGAUCCAAGAGGCCCCGGAGAACGUUCUCAACCAGAGUAUCCCAGUGUGUGAGUGUGAACAGGAGCUCCUCAGCAAGCUACCGGACUGUGUCCCCAAGGAGAUCAAGAUCUCUGAGUUGAUCUACUCUGUGUUGGACCAAGUCCCUCUGCGUCGUGUGAAGGAGCUGGUGCGUUCGCUGGGUGUGAGUGACAUCGUGAUAGAGAGGGCUGAGAAUGACCACCUCCGGGACACUAAGGAAGCCCAGUACCAGAUGCUGAGGGUCUGGGCUAAUGGAAGUGCCCAGGGAGGGGGAGGGGUGCUAGCACGCCCUCUACUGUACCACCUGCUGGAUAAGCUGAGAGACAUGGACCUGGGAGGGACUGCAGAGGAGCUGGAGACCAAGUAUGGAGAUCAGUAGAAGGAGAGAGAUGCAGACUGUAUAGACCAUGUAUGGAGAUCAGUAGAGGGAGAGAGAUGCAGACUGUAUAAACCAUGUAUGGAGAUCAGUAGAGGGAGAGAGAUGCAGACUGUAUAGACCAUGUAUGGAGAUCAGUAGAGGGAGAGAGAUGCAGACUGUAUAGACCAAGUAUGGAGAUCAGUAGAGGGAGAGAGAGAAGAUCAGACACUUCCCCUGGUCCCUGACCUCACUUGUGUAGACCUGAGAGAAUAGGAUUGGUACAGUGUAAGCAAUAUGGUAGGAGUUCCACCUGGUCCAGAUCUGAUAGACUAGGUGGAAGUGAUGCCAUGCUUUCACAAUAUGUCAUGAUCUAUUAAUAAUAUAUAACCUUUUGGCAGUGAGCCUGAUUAUUGAUUGCCAACUGUAACUUAUACUGUUCUCAUGUUUUUUUUGUUGCUCAUUCAAACCAAUGAGUGAGGAAUUGUACUAUACAAAGCAGUUUUAGACAGUGCUGUUUGUAAAACAGGCAAACUUGUAAUGUGUCACACACAGGUAUGAGAACCACACUAAGAAUUGAGUUAAAUGGCGUGUUUAGAGUAAUACAGAUUUAACACCCAUCCUAUAGUAUUACAGUUCUAUAUUACUGAGUAUUAGGUGGCAACAGGUAGCCAGUAACUGAAAGGUUGCUGGUUUGAAUCCCUGAGCUGAUAAUGUGAUAAAAAUCUGUCUGUGCCCUUGAACAAGACACUUAACCAUAAUUUCCCCUGUGAAUCGCUCUGGAUAAGGAUGCCUAAAAUGUAAAUGUCAAAUGUAUUGUUUACUGGUGUUGCAGUAGUACUCAAGCUAAUAUUUAGAUGGGGAAGAUUAAAACUAUACAGGUUCCUGUCUCUAUCUUGCAUUAAUCAACCACAAACAUAUCAAAAGAUAUUAGCAUUAUAUGUCAUAUUUGAAGUCUUUGUAUUGGUUUGUAUAUGGUUAUUAAUACUGCAUAGGAGGAUGGUGUAUAUUUGAAUGGUUCUUUGAUAAGUUGCUGCUUGGGUGUGAAGAUCAAACUACUGUCGUUUUGCUGUCUUUUACUACUGUCUUGAUGUACAUAUUCUUGUUUUACAAAAUAGGUUAGGUAUGUAUCAAUCUGUCAUAUUUCUUCUCACUCUACCAUAUUCACUGUACUAUUCAAUCACACCCAUCCAGGUUGUCUCUCUGCUGUGGUUUUGGAUCACCACAAGUGAUGUGAUUCUUAUAGUUGUGUCAGUACUGUUAGGGCACAGGCAGGUCUUCUGUAGGUGUUAUCCCUGAGUUAUUGACAUUCCUUAAAGCCCCAUCAUCAUGCUGCCAUUAUUCAGGAUCACUUAGUCAGAGGACACACCUGUCACUCUGCAGGGCUGACUGAUCUCUGGGAGACUAAACAUGGAAACUAGGGAUGGAUAGAGUGGCAAGGAAAAGUAUGUGAACCCUUUGGAAUUACCUGGACUUCUGCAUAAAUUGGUAAAUAAAAUUUGAUCUGAUCUUCA